Messenger RNA from Musca domestica (house fly), 5152 nucleotides. Its product is annotated as polycomb protein Pcl. Gene Ontology annotation, cellular component: cytoplasm. The record is from RefSeq and is a predicted model, not a curated record. Gene Ontology annotation, biological process: regulation of GTPase activity. NCBI's taxonomy places the organism in Eukaryota, Metazoa, Arthropoda, Insecta, Diptera, Muscidae. The transcript is spliced from 6 exons. Bases 284 to 4690 code for a protein of 1468 amino acids.
GUAAUCGAUGUCAGUUUUUAAGAAUAUAGGAGAAAAAAUGGCUGACUGUUUUAAUAUUUUUUUUUUGGUUUUCAAUUGUUGAAUUAAUUUAAUGGAACUGUUUAUAAUAAACAAUAAAAGAAAUGUUAGCAUUUUUCAAUUAAAUGCCAAUUGAAAUAACGAUUUGUGCCGAAGACGAGAACAGUAACGUUAACGAAGGGAUUAAAUGAAUAGAACUUUCUUCGCGCAAAAAUAAAUCCUUUUUAAAAUUAGAUUUUGAAAGUCCACAACUAAGCAUUCAAAAAUGAUGAAUAACCAGUUCAAUGCUCCAAACUUACCGGGAGUUCAGGGCCAAUUGCCACAUGGCCAAAUGGCUCAACAUGUUGCGGUUUCACCACCUCAAAGCAGUGUUUUGAGUUCAUUUUACAGCCAUCCACAUCAGCAGCAGCACCAGCAACAACAACAACACCAUCAUCCCCCUCACACACAACAGACCCAUGCACAUCCUCAUCACACGCAGCAACAGUUAUCUGCUGCUGUGGCGGCUUCAGGUGGUUUGUAUGCCGAUCCCAGGCAAUUACAGCUAACCUCCAGUCCUCUAGAGAAGGCUUUUUACACCACAACAGCGGCGGCAGCUGCCUUGGGAACACCACAGCAACGUUUCUAUACCACAGCUCCGGGUACAGCCUUGGCAACAAGUCCUCCCACCGGACAUGCUCAUCCCAAUACAAUAUUGAUUACAAAUAAUUUUGCAUCGCAUCAACACCAAGCACCAGUACAAAGUCCAGAGCAACAAAGACUAACAGCUGCCUUGAAUCAAGGCAAUAUUCGAAUUGUUACCUCCUCCUCAGCAGCGGCCGGAAAUCCAAUAGCAUCAAAUUUCCAGCAGCAGCCAGCUCCUCAGCAUGUUUUCAAUUUGAAUAACUCGAAAACUUUACAACACAUUUUCCCACAACAUCUAUUGCAACAGCACCAGCAGCAGCAACAACAACAAAAUUUCCAUCACACCCCAGAAUUGUUGGCACAGCAUCAUUUCACCACAGCCCAACAACAUUUUGCGGCAGCACCAUCUGCUCAAAAUGCCGCGGCAAACACAACUCCCCUUCAUAUGCCUCAAUACUAUGUAGCCAAUGAAUCGCCCAGCAUUGGAAAUUCCAAAAUAUUGGCAAAUAUACCCAGCACCACCACAAACCAAAUGCAAGUCUCAGGUGGAGGUGGUGUUGGUGGCUCUAGUGCCGGGCCAGGAGCACAACUGCCCACAAAUGCGGGAAAUUCCUCAACCGUGGUAUUGGAUCGCAUAAAUAUAUGCAUUAAUAAUUUAUAUACCGAUACCACUUCCUCAUCAUCCAACUCCAAUUCGUUGGCCUCCACUCCGGCCCAGCAACCCUCACCCAUAAUACCAGCCAUACAACACAAGGCCAUAAUAGAAAGUGGUCCACCGCUGCCACCCUCCUCGGUCAGUUCCAGCGAAAUCUAUGAAUCAAAUGCUUUGGUGAUUGAUGAACCAGAUUCGACUACUACGGCGACCACUCCUCACACCCCACCCACAACACCCGAAAAUACUCCCCCCACAGCCUCUUUAAAUUCAGCGAAUAAAUCCCAUGGGAAUAGCAUCAGUACAACGACGAGUAACAUAAGUAGUCCAAGUACUUCAUCAUCGACGUCGGUGUCAGCAUCAAAUCCUGGCAUCCAGAGUUCCCAUAACAUUAGCACAACCAAGCAAAAUUUUGCAAAUGUGGCCCAAAAUAUAGAAGAAAUGGCCCAGGAGGAAAAUGAGGAGAAGGAGGUGGUGGUGGUGGGCAGAGGGGCCAAUAAAGUCACAGCCAUAACAUCGAGUAACACAGGAGCAAUGGCCCCAGUCAAUGCGCCUCUUACUCCACCCACACCACCCUCACCGGAAGUGAAAGUGGGAACUCAUAACAACUGCACAAUGUCCUUAUCUGCAACUCCCCCUCCACCAACAACACCGCCACCGCCGCCACCCUUUAUAAAUGGUGAAGAUGUUUUUAUCAAACGCCAAGAUGGCCGUUUCUAUUUGGGAACAGUCAUUGAUGGAGCCCAAAAUCAAUUUCUGAUACGUUUCGAUGAUAAAACCGAACAAUGGUGCAAGGCCGAGGAAAUGCGUAAACUUGGCGGUGCUGGCAAUGAUUCCACGGCACAUUCCAGCAAUCAGGCAAAAGACCAGGCCAUGUGUGUGGCAUGCAAACAACAGCAGCCCGAUUCAAAAGUGGAGAUUUGUGAACGUUGUGGCCGGGGUUAUCAUCGGAAAUGUACCCUGGAAACGUCAAAGAAUAGUGGAGUAUGGUUAUGCAAACGUUGUGACAAGCCCAUGAAGCUGGGCUCACACUCCGACGAUGAAGAGGAGGAAGAGGAGGAGGUCGACGACGACGAUAUGGAAAUUGAACCUUUACAGGUUGAGGAGGCUUGUCUUCAAUUACCAUAUGAUCUCAAUUCCCUUAGCUGGGACAGCAAACAUCGGGUGAAUGAGCAACAAAUCUAUUGUUAUUGUGGCAAAGCGGGAAAAUUCGAUCACAACAUGUUGCAGUGCUGGCAUUGUCUCAACUGGUAUCACAUUGAGUGUUCGCAGAAAUUCAAGGGCAGCCUUCUACGAGGAGAUGUCUUCUUUGUAUUCUGCUGUACGGUGUGCAACAAGGGUGAGGAGUAUUUAAGGCGCCUGCAAAUCGAUUGGGUGGAUCUGUUGCAUUUGAUUAUCUACAAUCUGUCCACCAUGAAGAAACAUCAAAAUCACAAAUAUCAUCAUUUGCUAAAGGACAUUUUCCCCUUUGCCAUGGAGAAACGUAUCAGUUUGCCCAUAGCUAAGGAGUGGAAAUCCAUGCCCGAAAAUGAAUUUCUGGAAAAACUGAAAAACACUCUAAAGGAUAAUACCGAACGUUUUGUGGGUGGCAAGGAAAUUAAAAGGGAUCACUACUUCUUUGCCCUGCGAACAAAUGGACCACCAUUUGUACAACCCAUAGCGUUGGAGAAAGAUCAAAUUAUAAAUGAUGAUUUCAUUCUCAAUGAUUUGAAACUAAAACUUCUACCCGAGGCUCCAGAAAAUCAGGAUGUUCAAUUUAACAAAUCCCAUGAAAUUCUCAAUCAAACACCCACCUCAAAACCCAAAGCAUUGGGGGAUAAAUGUCCCAGGGAUAUUUAUGCAUUUGAUGACACCUCCGAUGAUGAGAUACCCAUAAAAAUUAUUUUGGAUAAGGCCAAGAAGAAAACCAAAAGCCUGGAAAAUUUAACAGAAAUGGAGGAACAAAAGAGUGAACACAAAAUGAUCCCAUCAACAUCAACGCUGGAAAAACUCGAUGUGGAAGAUGAUAAUGCCAACGAUGCAAUACUCAGUAUUAAUAAUAAAACCGAAGAUGCCAAGGCAACUAUAGCCAGUUCGCCCAAAAAGGAAGAAAGCAAUGAAAAACCGAUAACAGAAACAACGACUGCCCGAGAGAAAAGUUCGCGGAAACGCAAAGCCUUCUCCCUUACCAAAAGCUAUGUGGAAAAACAGCGAUUAAUCGAUUCAUCUUCGGAUGAAAAUUCUAGCAGCAGUUCGCGCUGUACCUCACUGGAUUUGAUAAUACCGCCGCCAAAAAACUUUUUGGGGCAAAAUAAUCCAUUUCGUAUGAUCACGCCCAAGAAGAAAAGUCCCCAAUCAUCAUCGGCGACGGCCAGUGGCAGUGGUACGGCCGGUAGAAAAUCCGUUAGUUUUGGUCUGGUCAAUGGCUUGGAUUUCAGUUCGAAUUUGGCGGCGCUGAAAACGACGGGAUUGUUUCCUAAACUAAGCUCCAAGGCUGCCGGUCAGCCGAGGACCGUGAGAACCAUUAAACGAAGACUGAGUGCCAAAGAUAUAACAAUUGGACCGAAUCAAGAAGUGCGUCGAAGGCGUAUACGCAGACAGUCAGCCAAUGUUGAGGUCAUUAGUACAACCACCAUAAAUCCUAUUCCAACAAAUUAUUAUCCCAUACAUGCCAAAGAUUUAUUAGCAGCUGCUGCAGCCUCCACAACAACGGCUGCCUCAUUAUUUCAAAAUACAACAACAGCGUCAAUUUCAAAAUCAUCAAUCUCUUCAAUUUCAAAUUCAGUUAAUUUGCUGGCGGCGGCCAAUAACAGUCCAUCGUCGAGCUCCAUAUCUCCGACUAGCACAGAGGCGACAGCAGCGAAAGAUAUUACAAAUGCCGAAUCAAAACCCAUAAUACCCACACAUGGUCGCCGCCUAAGACAACGACCACCAAAAAGUUCCCCCAACACCAGUCGUCGAAAUUCAGUCUCCUCAAAUCAAUCAUCCGCCUCAUCGACGAUCACAAAUUCCUCCUCAUCGUCAUUGUCAUCAUCCGCACAUGCUCCGCCAGCCUCGUCGAACGCACAGCAAUCUCAUGAAGAUUUAAAACAAACUGUUAAUAAAUAUUUUGGUAUUGUUAAUCGUAUCGAAUCGGGAGAACAAUUCUCCAUACGUGCCAAACGUAAGCUACCCAAUGGCCAAAUGCAGUAUUUAAUAGAAUGGGGUAGUGAACAACAACAACAACAUCCGCCACAGACGCAUCAGGAAUUUUCAAAUAAUAAAUUAUCCCCCAAGGAGGAGAAUCCUAGCCAAAAUGCAAAAGAAACCAACGAAUUGGAAAGCGAGGAAGCAGCCACAACAGCAGACAGGGAAAACACCAGGCAAAAUGCAACACCACCGGGCGAAGAGGUGGAAAUGGACCAAGCAAGUGUUUAAGACAUAAGGAAUAUCAAACAAACCACAUAUUUGAGAGAGAUAGAGAGAGAUAGAGAGAGAGAGAGAGAGAGAGAGAGAGAGCAAAAAAGGUUGUACACCCCCCUCAUUUCUAGGUAUUCGUCUUUGUGAAAUAAUUUUGGCUUUAAAAAAAAUAACUAAAUUUUAUUAAGUGUUUUUGGUGAGUUGUUGUUCUUUAGUAUAUGGUUAAUAUAUUAGAUGCCUAUUACUCUUUGGUUACAUAUGUCAUGUCUCCAUCAUCCCCCAACCUCCCAUUAUUAUUAUUUUUUUUUUUUUUUUUGGAACCAUGUUAUUUGUAAUGUCUUUAUUUCAAGUUCUCCUUUUAAUUUGUUUUCCAUUUUCCUCCUUUUUAGUUUUAAAUGAAUUUCAUUACAAGUUGUUUGUGAAAAAUAUGAAGUCUCCAUUUCUCUUAGUACAAAACCAAUAAAACACCCCAGAAUGGAA